AUGAAGUCUAUCCGUAUCAUUGUCCCUUGCGCUCUUAUGAUUGCCUGUGGAUUGGUCGACCUAGGCCACUCUCAUCUCAACCCUAAUAUCAAAGAGACAGUGGCCAAAUCAGUAGCCAGAGAAAUGGAAGGAGAUGUCAAUGUCAACAAACCUGUCAUCUAUGAGGUCCACAAUGGUCACCCAGAAUAUCCUUCAUCAAAAAUGCUGGAAGAGGUUUAUGUAGACAAGAACCACAAAGUGGUACGAACUGCCGAGGGUCACAAUCAUUUGACCGGUGAUGUAGAAAAAUUAUCGGAGUUUGAGAAAGCACUAAAAAACAUCGCAGAACAACAAAAUCUGCCUUCCUGGUUGACACAUACAUUCGAAAAACCUUCCUCGUUAGUCAAAUCAGCAGAAAGAUACGCAAUGAGAAUUCUCAAUUCAGUGAAUGAGAUGAGCCCCGAGGAUAAACUUGAAUUCAACAAGCAUUUGGAAAAUGUUGGACCCAUGCUCGAUCAUCUCUUCAGCAAUGAGAAUGACAAAUCUCCAGAAUUUGGUUUCAAGGAAAUAGCAAACAGAUUCUUCAAAGAGCUCAACCUCAGUGAGAAGGAAAAACUUCAAGUGAGGAGAGAAAUGGCCCGUGGCGGAUGGGUUGCCCCCGAAAAUCUCCACUUCUUAGAAGACAUCAUUGAUAAGAAUCCAGAAUCAAAGCAUUUGCCUUCCUCAAGAUUAUGA
Melampsora larici-populina 98AG31 is the source of this 714-nucleotide messenger RNA. RefSeq lists its product as uncharacterized. NCBI's taxonomy places the organism in Eukaryota, Fungi, Basidiomycota, Pucciniomycetes, Pucciniales, Melampsoraceae. The record is from RefSeq and is a predicted model, not a curated record. The transcript has a single exon. The coding region runs from base 1 to 714 and encodes 237 amino acids.